AUGUCCUCUUCAGCCCGGCCUACUGCCAUUCCGCCAUCUCCAACUUCUCCGCCUGAAUCGGGUCUCAAGCGACGGCGCCUGUCUGACAAUCUUCCGCAAUCCCCCAUCUCUCCUUCGUUUAUGUCAGUCGCUACAAAGAGCUAUGUCUCCUCUUACGGAAAUACACAUAAUCCCGACGAGGCUUCGGGGCGAUCGUCUCCGAGCUCACCAAAGGCUUCAGCACCGCGUAGCCAGCAGCCAUUGUCCCGUCCCAUGGCGUCCUUGCCGACUCCUGCACACAGUGUGACGGGCACGUCUUCUGGUUUCGACAUGGCGGAUGAUAUCGAUCAACAUCGGGAUAAGCGGCAAAGACUCGAAUCGGGUAGAGAUCAAGAGGCGGAUCAUAUGGAGGUGGAACCACUUAGAGAGGCAACAAAUCACGACCGGAACGAUGAGAUGGAAAUAGACGGUGAAAGAUCGAGCAAGGGAAAGAGCGCAGAACUGGGAGAAAAUGAGCAGGCCGCACCACUAACGGUGGAUGAGAAGACCCUGGAACAACUACAGAAAGACAUGGGCGAAGCCUUUCUUCUCUGCAGAUCCAAAGUUGAGCGCCAGAAGCCGAACCCGCAGCAGCAUCUGUUGGCAUUAUAUGGGCUGGGUCCAUUAUUACACAGUGUCGCCCGCACGGAUCCGAGGACUGGGGAGAAAAUCAACAAGCUACGAAAAUCGUACGAAGGUCAAAUCAAGGGGUUUGCCUUGGCUGGGCGAAACAAGCCUGUCAAGGGAGAACGAAACGUGGAAGAAGAUCAGCCCGGACCGUUGCGGCGUAGGGUGGGGUCGUCUCCUUGGGGUCUUCAGCCGGAUGAGCAGUGGAAUGCAGAGCAUGCGAAAUCCAGCAUCGAAGUUACUGCAGACUUCAGAGCCAAGUUGAAACAAGCCAUGCAAAUGCAGCCGGGGACCGUUCGCAACAACGCCCACUGGGAGGACGUGCUCGGAUUCGACAAGCCGAAACCGAACGUGGCGCCGGUGCAACAGCCCAUCCCGCGCCCGGUGGCAAACGGAGUGGUACGACAACCUCAACCACCUUCUGCAGACGCAAAACGACAGACUCGCGGGAAAAAGCGGAGUUAUGGCGAUGACAGUUUUGUUGGAUAUGGAGAGGGUUAUUCGGAUUUUGAAGAUGGAGAUGGCGACGAAUAUGGCAGCCAGAGGAAACGGAAAAAGGUGACAGCCACGGAUUACUGA
Messenger RNA from Cladophialophora psammophila CBS 110553, 1224 nucleotides. RefSeq lists its product as uncharacterized. Gene Ontology annotation, biological process: regulation of transcription by RNA polymerase II. The record is from RefSeq and is a predicted model, not a curated record. Bases 1 to 1224 code for a protein of 407 amino acids. Gene Ontology annotation, cellular component: mediator complex. NCBI's taxonomy places the organism in Eukaryota, Fungi, Ascomycota, Eurotiomycetes, Chaetothyriales, Herpotrichiellaceae. Gene Ontology annotation, molecular function: transcription coregulator activity. The transcript has 2 exons.